UGGAACAUCGAACCAGUUAAGUUUGCUAUUGUGACUAAAAAUGGUGCGAAAUUUGAAGACUUAGACAUAGAAGGUUUGUUAGCAGUCAAAGAAAAUUUUGACAGAAGGUUUUCAAACCUUAAAGAAGGCAAAGCAUACAAACUUGUUAUACCUUAUGAACCAAAGAAAGCAGACGACUAUGAAUAUUAUGAGUCUAAGAUAGUUGAAGUUCAAGGUAAAUUGGGUAAAAAGAUUUUAGAGUCUAAGCCAGUGUUUGCUCCUAAAGAGGAAGAGAACAUUGACAUUGACCCAGAAAUGUUCUAA
Molecule: messenger RNA, 303 nt
Organism: Trichomonas vaginalis G3
Lineage: Eukaryota; Parabasalia; Trichomonadida; Trichomonadidae
Product: protein of unknown function, DUF4108 family
Exons: 1
Source: RefSeq, a predicted model, not a curated record